Messenger RNA from Momordica charantia (bitter melon), 1962 nucleotides. RefSeq names its product glucomannan 4-beta-mannosyltransferase 9. Gene Ontology annotation, molecular function: mannan synthase activity. The record is from RefSeq and is a predicted model, not a curated record. Gene Ontology annotation, cellular component: Golgi apparatus. NCBI's taxonomy places the organism in Eukaryota, Viridiplantae, Streptophyta, Magnoliopsida, Cucurbitales, Cucurbitaceae.
UCUCCAUCUUCACUCUCACACCUUUCACAUCUUCCUCCUCCAUUCUUCUUCUGCUUCUGAUUUCAAUUCUAAUUCUGCUUCUGCUUCUGCAGUGGCAGAAGCAGAACAACCCCUUUUCCCCCAACUUCUUCCCCCCACCCUUUUUUCUUCUUCUAUUUUGAAACCAGGAACACACAACAUUCCACAUUUCCGGCUCUCCAGGAUUCAAUCGGAUCACUAAAACAAAAUUCGACAGAGAGAGCCGGAAAUUUCAACAAUGGAUCAGCUCUCGGCUGCGGUGGCCCUUCUUCCCGGAAAUGGCAUUUCUACGGUGGAGCUCUAUAUGGCCUGGGAGGCCAUCAGAGCACCAUUGAUCGCUCCCCUGCUUCGCUUCCUGAUUGUGAUCUGUACGACAUUGUCGAUAGUGCAGUUCGUUGAGAGGAUCUACAUGGGCGUGGUGAUCAUUCUAGUGAAGCUACUCGGCCGGACGCCGGAGAAGCGCUUCAAAUGGGAAGCGAUGAAAGACGACUCCGAGCUUGGAAGCUCGGCUUAUCCCAUGGUCCUUGUUCAAAUCCCAAUGUUUAACGAAAAAGAGGUCUAUCAAUGGUCGAUUAGAGCAACUUGUGGGCUUUCAUGGCCGGCCGAUCGGAUCAUCAUACAAGUGCUGGAUGAUUCAACAGAUCCAGUGAUCAAGGAAAUGGUGGAGAUGGAGUGCAGAAAAUGGGCAAACAAAGGGAUUAACAUAAAGUACGAAGUGAGAGACAACCGGACAGGAUACAAAGCCGGUGCUCUGAAAGAAGGCAUGAAACGGAGCUAUGCCCAAGAGUGCGAUUACGUCGUCAUCUUCGAUGCCGACUUUCAACCAGAAUCUGAUUUUCUUCAGCGAUCUAUUCCUUACCUUGUCCAUAACCCAGAACUCGCCCUCAUUCAAGCCCGCUGGAUUUUUGUGAACUCCAACGAAUGCAUGAUGACAAGACUACAAGAGAUGUCAUUGGACUACCAUUUCACAGUGGAGCAAGAAGUCGGGUCCUCGACCUAUUCCUUCUUCGGGUUCAAUGGUACGGCAGGUGUUUGGAGAAUUGCGGCAAUCAACGAGGCCGGGGGGUGGAAGGAUCGCACCACGGUGGAGGACAUGGAUUUGGCCGUGCGAGCCAGUCUCAAGGGCUGGAAAUUCUUAUACCUUGGCGAUCUUCAGGUUAAAAAUGAAUUGCCAAGCACUUUCAAGGCCUUCCGUUUUCAGCAGCACAGGUGGUCGUGUGGCCCUGCAAAUCUUUUCAGGAAAAUGGUCUUGGAGAUUGCAAGAAAUAAGAGAGUGACAUUAUGGAAGAAGGUGUAUGUGAUAUAUAGCUUCUUCUUCGUUAGGAAGAUCAUAGCCCAUAUCAACACCUUUCUUUUCUUCUGUGUUGUUCUGCCCGCAACUGUUAUGGUGCCUGAAGUUUCGAUUCCAAAAUGGGGGGCUGUGUAUAUUCCUACGGCAACUACCAUUAUUAAUGCCAUCGGAACGCCAAAGUCAUUCCACUUGACGGUUUUCUGGAUCAUGUUCGAAAAUGUUAUGUCCUUACACAGAGCCAAGGCCACCCUCAUCGGCCUAUUAGAGGGUAGUCGAGCAAAUGAAUGGGUUGUCACCGAGAAAUUAGGAGAUAUUCUCAAGGGCAAAGCAGCCUCAAAAGCACCCAAAAAGCCAAGGCUCAGUGUAAUUGGAGAGAGAAUUCAUAUUUGGGAGCUUGGGAUUGGAGCCUAUCUCUUCUUCUGUGGAUACUAUGAUUUGUUCUAUGGGAAAAACCACUUCUUCAUUUUCCUUUUUGUCCAAUCACUUUCAUUUUUCAUUGUGGGGUUUGGGUAUGUUGGCACUAUUGUUCCCAGCUCUUAGUGUCCCAACCAUGAUGUAGAUUCUAGUGCUUGUUUUAGCAAGUGAAUGGAGAUUGCAGAAGAUGUAAAUAAGAAAGACAAUGGAGGCUGGUGGAGCUGAAAUUUUUUCCUUUU